UAUAAGUGUUGAAAACAUCCUGGGUCGUUGGCUGUCGCUGCUGCUACAAAAAUCAAGAAUCCUCUUUUUCAAGCUCAAGUCUCAGAUUUAUUUGCUAAUUGCUCUCUGGGUUUCACUUUGACAGACCUCUGGAACAUAGGCUAACAAAAUAUGACGAUAAAACCAACUGUCGCUUUAAGGGCUAUAGUAGUUGGAGGUGUAGCUGCAUUUGCGAAAAUAGCUAGUGUUGCAAAAGCUGCAGGUGGUGUAAAACUUGGUGCAGCAGCAGCAGCCAUGACAGCUGCAGCAACUGCAACUGUUGCAGGAUCUAAACAGGAUCAAACAAAUGCCCCAAAGUAGUUUUAAAAGCAUACUGUCGGAGAUAAUAAUACCAGCAUUUAGGACGACCAAGCAUUCUUAUUUGGUGUCUGGGACAUGGGAAAAAGUCAGUCUUUUCGACAUACGGCAUUAAGAUUUGUUUCCACCAUACUCUGAUGUUUGAACUUUUUCCAUAUGUUUUAGGGGAAUACAAGACAACCAUUUUUACUGUCCUGUGAAUUCUUGGAGAUAUUAUAUAUAUACAGUGUCACCCAGAAUCACUUGUA
Molecule: messenger RNA, 584 nt
Organism: Daucus carota subsp. sativus
Lineage: Eukaryota; Viridiplantae; Streptophyta; Magnoliopsida; Apiales; Apiaceae
Exons: 2
Coding region: 151-339 (62 amino acids)
Source: RefSeq, a predicted model, not a curated record